CACGGAUCCCUAUAAACUGACAUGUUCCAACAGUCUUCGGAAGCAGUAUUCGAUGGUUGACUGGUCCGAUUCUCAAGAAAUUAUGCGUGACACUCUGGCAUUUGACCGAGUUGUCUUUUGUUUUUUGGGGGUCACGCUUUGGGAAUUAUUCUCCACUUGGGACUUCGAAUGGUCCCUUUUGCGGGGGCGACGUAAACUCCGUUGGCCUUUGGUAUUCUUCUUCCUAUCCCGCUAUUGUAUCUUGUUGGCUUUCGUUGGAAUAAUUGUCUCUCUAUCUGUCACGACUCGGAUCAAUUGCGGAGCACUCUAUGUGUUCAACUCGUGGGCUGGAAAUAUGACUCUGUUAUGCUCUUCGACGUCUCUCAUGCUUCGAACUAUCGCCUUGUGGGAGCGCAAACUGACCGUUGUAGUUCCGCUUGGUCUGUUGUGUGUUGCAUUUUGGGCAAUCCUUUACCGCACUAUGUUCAUAGUGCGAGCGGAUUGGAGCGACAUCGCUCGAAGCUGCGUUGUAACUUCAACCGAGCCUUCGUUGCUCAACGUAACUUUCUUUUUUACUAUGGGAUUCGACUUUGUGAUCCUCGUUUACACCUAUGUCGCGCUGGUCACAAAACAUACUGCACGUACAGAUCUAUGGAAACUUCUGUUUCAUGAUGGACUCGUGUAUUUUUUGGUGACCUUCUGUGCUAAUUGUAUUCCGGCGGUAUUCAAUGUUCUGAACCUUAACACUCCUAUGAACGUUGUGGCCACAACCCCAGCGGCAGCUGUAAGUUCUAUCGCGUCCUGUCGGGCCGUCAUGAGGUUGUUGGAUUACACGUCCGGUGACGUCUACGUGCAUUCCGUGUCUGGUGCCGGUCAGUCUUCCGGAAACAACGGUACUCGUCAAGGACACCCUCGUGCAUCAGCUAUGGUCCCAAAGUUCGCGACAGCGCGGCCGGAAGUAUUGGUAACUACUGAGCAUAUCACUAUGUCAGAGUUCGUGACGGACUCCGACUCACCUUACACAAAAACUAGUCAUUCCAUUGGGAACGACCUUGAGAUCGUCGAAGCUACUGAUGAUCACAAAACAUCCCGGAAUUCUUCUGAAUGCACUUCGCUCGUUUGACUGCUGAAGAUUGUAGACGAUUCGGUUCUUAUGUAGUUCUCGUUGGAACUGUCAGCUUUGUCCAGUUUGAAUGAUCCAAAAGGUGU
Messenger RNA from Lentinula edodes (shiitake mushroom), 1188 nucleotides. RefSeq lists its product as uncharacterized. The transcript has 16 exons. Bases 53 to 1102 code for a protein of 349 amino acids. NCBI's taxonomy places the organism in Eukaryota, Fungi, Basidiomycota, Agaricomycetes, Agaricales, Omphalotaceae. The record is from RefSeq and is a predicted model, not a curated record.